GCUGUCCCGUCCCGCACGCUUGCCGACCCGGCCAAACCACGCCACAGCCGCAACGCACCAAAGCGCACUCGCUCGUUCGUACGCGCCCGGCGCCCCUAUUUAACCACCGUCUCCUCCUCCAAGCCCUACGACAGCGAGCACCGUAAACCCUGCUCUCUACUCUCUAGUACCUCGUAGGCAAGCUUCCAUAUGGGUCCGAGAGUUCUUCUUGUCACGGCUAUGGUGGCCGCGGCCGUGGCGGCGGCGGGGGCGGACGUCGCGGCGGACCGGGCGGAAUGCUCGGACAAGCUGGUGGCGCUGGCGACGUGCCUGACAUUCGUGCAGGGGCAGGGGCAGGCGCCGACGCCGGACUGCUGCGGGGGCCUGAAGACGGUGCUGCAGACCAGCCCCAAGUGCCUGUGCGUGCUCGUCAAGGACCGCGACGAUCCCGGUCUCGACUUGAAGCUCAACGUCACCAGGGCGCUCGGCCUCCCCGCCGCCUGCAGCGCCCCGGCAAACAUCUCCGACUGCCCAAGGCUACUGCACCUGCCGCCCAAUUCCAAGGACGCACAGGUCUUCGAGCAGUUUGCCAAGCAGCAGGCGGCCCAGAGCAGCCCAAGUGGGGCGCCUAGUGCGCCGAGCACGGGCGCACAGAAGAGCGCGGCGACGGGGAUGAGGUGGUUGGGAGUGGGCGGAGUCGGUGUGGCCGCACGCGCAGCGGCGCUCCUCUUCUUCGCCGUGCCUUUCUUGCUCCUUGAGAGCUAAAUUCACAAACGAAAGACAGAGAUAGCGAGAGAGAUGAUGGCCCCCCUAUGCUGCAGGGCAUCAUUAUUGUGUACAUGGACCGAGAGUGGUUGAUGAGUGCAAGCAUGGAGCAUGCGUGCGCGUGAGUGCGUGUGUGUUGGUAUCUCUUAAUUUGUGUGUGAAAAACUGAACCGGUAUGCAAUCAAAAAAGGGUCUCUGUUACGUA
Molecule: messenger RNA, 949 nt
Organism: Hordeum vulgare subsp. vulgare (domesticated barley)
Lineage: Eukaryota; Viridiplantae; Streptophyta; Magnoliopsida; Poales; Poaceae
Product: non-specific lipid transfer protein GPI-anchored 14-like
Exons: 3
Coding region: 190-744 (184 amino acids)
Biological process (GO): lipid transport
Molecular function (GO): lipid binding
Source: RefSeq, a predicted model, not a curated record